AUGCACGUUCUUUGUGUUGCUGAAAAGCCGUCUAUUGCAAAUUCCGUCGCACGGACCUUGAGUGGUGGAAAUGUGAGAAGUAGAGAAAUCAAAGGAAGGAAAGGUCAGUUUGCAAGAAAUCUUGAUUUCACAUUCAACUUCCCAUGGAUAGGUUCCUGUGAUGUGACGAUGACAUCAGUGGCUGGACACGUUAGCAAUAUUGAUUUUCCAAAAGACUUUUCGUGGGGAAAUUGUGAGCCAGUAAGCUUGUUUGAUGCUCCUACCAUAGUCGAAAUAGGAAAUCCAUUAAUUGCGCAGAAUAUUACUAAUGAGGCCCAGCGAUGUGAUGCUUUAAUGAUAUGGACUGAUUGCGAUCGUGAGGGAGAAUAUAUUGGUUGGGAGAUAGUGCAGCAGGCCAAGAUAAAAAACAAUCGAAUUACACUUGAGAAUGCGUACAGAGCACGAUUUUCUCACCUUGAACGAUCGCACGUUCUUUACGCCGCAAAACAUCCAAUUAAAUUAGAUAAAAGAGCAAUUGACGCCGUGAAAACACGUAUGGAGGUCGAUUUGCGAACAGGUGCUUGUCUAACCAGAUUUCUUACCACUUUAUUCAGAAGAGUGUUAGGACGCGACUCGCCAAUGGUUUCUUAUGGUACGUGUCAGUUUCCGACAUUGGGCUUUGUUGUCGAUCGUUAUAAAAGAAUUAAACUGUUCAAGGAGGAACCAUUUUGGUCUAUUUCGCUUAUUCUAAAGAAGAAGCAGAGACGAUGUCCCAUGCAUUGGGAAAAGAACUGUCUAUUUGAUAGAUUAGUAACGGCAUGCAUUUAUCAGAAAUGCUUGAACGCCGACCCAGAAUUUGCCACAAUAAAAGAUAUUACCACAAAGCCAACAAGCAACUGGGCACCUUUGCCAUUAACUACGGUGGAAAUGCAGAAGGAUUGUGCAAGAUUCUUCAAGCUGACAGCUAAGGAUACACUUGCAGCAGCGGAGACAUUAUAUACCAAAGGGUUUAUUUCAUAUCCGAGAACGGAGACUGAUACUUUCCCGAAAGCUAUGAAUUUACAAGAGUUGGUUAAGAAGCAGAUUCAAGCACCAAAAUGGGGUGAGUAUGCCAAGAACUUGCUAGAAUCGGGGACUUUUCGCCAGCCGAGAGGUGGCAAGCAUAGUGAUGAUGCUCACCCUCCUAUUCAUCCAAUUAUUUUUGUGGGGGAAAAUGCAAGCUUGACAGCAGUACAGAAGAAGGUGUAUGAGUAUGUUGUUCGUCGUUUUUUGGCAUGUUGUUCACCCGAUGCCAAAGGUUUUAGAACAGUUAUUCGAGCGCAAUGGGGAAGUGAAUUGUUUAGUACGUCUGGACUUGUUGUUAAGGAAAGAGGCUUUUUGGAUGUAUUCAUUUAUACAAAGUGGGAGUCAUCUGGUCACCAGUUACCAGAGGUAGAACCAAACGAAAAGGUUAAAAUAUAUCAAGCCACAAUGACAACUGGGCAUACUGCACCGCCCCCAAAGCUGACGGAAACAGAAUUAAUUGCAUUAAUGGAUGCAAACGGAAUUGGAACGGAUGCCACAAUAGCAGAUCACAUAGAGAAGAUCAAAUCCAGGAAUUACGUCAUUUCACAAAAGGGCGGAAGAGGUAGAGGGAAGAAUGCAGUCAUAGUACCGACUGAGUUAGGCUAUGGCCUUGUUGAAGGAUUCAAUAAGUUGGGCUUUGACAAUAUUUCGUUAACAAAACCGUUCCUCAGGAAGGAACUUGAAUCUGAGUUGAAAGAUAUAUGUGAUGGAAAAGCUCAACGGGUGGAUGUACUAACAAAAGCCAUUGGUAAGUACAAGGAGGCUUUUGUUCUUAUAAACAGGAAAAAGCGGACUCUUUUGGAUAGUUAUAAAGAAACAAUAGCUGCGAACAAUUAG
Molecule: messenger RNA, 1881 nt
Organism: Brettanomyces bruxellensis
Lineage: Eukaryota; Fungi; Ascomycota; Pichiomycetes; Pichiales; Pichiaceae
Exons: 1
Coding region: 1-1881 (626 amino acids)
Biological process (GO): DNA topological change
Cellular component (GO): nucleus
Molecular function (GO): DNA binding; DNA topoisomerase type I (single strand cut, ATP-independent) activity
Source: RefSeq, a predicted model, not a curated record